AUGGAGACGGAAGAAUACCACGGGAAGAUGAAAACCCUUCUCGAUGACGAAAACACGUACAAGAAGUUACGGACAAAUCCUACGAACAAGAUCGUCAAGAAAAUCAACGGUAUCAUCGAUGAAUGGCGUAGAAAGGAAUAUAUCGACUUCCGAACCCAAAGAAGAUUGAAAGAAUCGAGCUGCAACCCACCUCGGAUCUACGGACUACCGAAAGUACAUAAGGAAAACAGACCACUCCGACCAGUUGUUUCCACGAUAGGAUCGGCAACCUACAACAUAGCCGGAUACCUGUCGGACAUAAUAGGAAAUGUAGUCGGAAAAACCGAUUUCGCGAACGAAAUAACAGGAGUGCAGACAGAGGAAGGAGAGGAGCUGUUUUCUCUGGACGUGGUAUCGCUGUACACAAAUGUACCAGUGGACUACGCUCUGAUGUGCCUAGAGGAACGAUGGACCGAGCUAGAAACCCACACGAACAUAGACAAGGAAAGCUUUAUGAAGACGGUAAAGGUAGUACUCGAAUCAACCUUCUUCGUAUACCAAGGUACGAUAUAUGGACAGACGUACGGAGUCCCGAUGGGAUCGCCACUAUCCCCAGUAAUCGCCAACGUAGUGAUGGAGAAACUGGAACAGGAGUGCAUAAAGAACCUGGAGGCGAAACAAAUACGAAUGAGGGUGUACAAACGGUAUGUAGAUGAUUGCAUGUGUGUCGCGAGAAGGGAACACAUUCAAACGAUCGUAGACACGUUCAACAAUUUCCACGAUCGUCUACAGUUUACAGUAGAACAUGAAGUGGGCGGGAAAAUGAAAUUCUUGGACAUGAUGUUAGAACGUACCGAGAACAAAAUUACUACGUCGUGGCUUCCCAAACAACCCGACGGUAGGUAUCUGGAUUUCAAAUCCAAAAGCCCAUUUCAACACAAACAAAACACGGCGAUCGCGCUCAUUGACCGCGCGAUCAAACUAUCCUGUGGAGAUAAACGUGCGGAAGCACUAAACCACGCGACACGAAUCUUGCGGAAAAACCACUACCCCACAUGGUUCGUAAAUCGCGUACGAAAGAAACGUGUACACAAACACUACAACUGUUUGGAAGAAGCAGGUACGGCAGACCAGCCUCAAAAGUUUGUGUCAGCUCCCUACAUACCAAGCUUGAGUGAAAAACUUAGGAAAACCCUACAGCGGAACAACAUAAUCCUAGCCUCCCGACCACGGAACAAAAUUAAACACAUGGUGUUUAGCCAAAUGAAGGACCCGAUACCACCAGGGAAGCAGACGAAGGUAGUGUACUCGAUACCAUGUGGAACCGACGAUGGAAAAGUGUACAUAGGACAGACGAAACGCAUGCUGGAGGUACGGAUGGCGGAACACCGCAACGACUGCAGGAACCGAAAUCCAAAAUCGGGUUUGGCGGUACACACCAUCGAAGAGGGCCACGUGUUCAACUUCGAGAAAACGACAGUACUGGAGCGCAUCGAACACCCGGAGUUGCGUGUACCUCCGGAGGAGAUCCAUCCCGUCGGUUUCAGUAUCGCCUUGGUCAUCUAA
Aedes albopictus (Asian tiger mosquito) is the source of this 1545-nucleotide messenger RNA. RefSeq lists its product as uncharacterized. The coding region runs from base 1 to 1545 and encodes 514 amino acids. NCBI's taxonomy places the organism in Eukaryota, Metazoa, Arthropoda, Insecta, Diptera, Culicidae. The transcript is spliced from 2 exons. The record is from RefSeq and is a predicted model, not a curated record.